AUGGACGCUAUAAAAACUGGAACGGAGAAAGAAACUAACACACACCGGGAUCCAAAGGGUCAGCAUCGCGUGAACUCAUCGAGUUCCUUAAAGAGCACUUUGCCCCGGUCGUCAUCUACCACUGCUGCUGUUACUAUGGCUAAGAACCAGACUGGGACAUCUAUAUCCGACACUCAACUGGCCGAACUCCGGGCCGCUGUCAAGGGUGCUGUUUAUCGCUGCGAAGACGCUGGGUUCAAGCGCCAUUCCCAGCUGUUUAACGCUGUGAUUGUCAGUCCUGCCAAGCUGCUCGUUCGCCCACUUGACGUAUACGAUGUCUCUGCGACGAUUAAAUUUUGUAAUAAAUACGGCUUGACGCCGAGUGCCAAGUCUGGGGGGUAUGGCACCCACGGUUGGUCUGUCGAGGGGGACGUUAUCAUCGACAUGCGACUCAUUGCCCAGAUCACCAUCGAACGACCAAGCGAUUCCACUCCUGAUUGGUCUUCCUUGCGUUCCUCGCCCCACGCACGCGUCGUCGACCCCGACACCGUCAAGGGAUUCAACCGUGUGCCGUCGGCUGCAUCGUUCCCCACCAACUACCCGGCCCACAAGAUUGGCCCGCCAGCCAUACAUGAUCCAUUCACCGAGUCCCGUCGCCGCUCGGCCGAUGAGGCGUUUGAUAGUGCUGUCCCACCUGUCGACGGCAUGCAAGUCGACGGGGCCGAUGGACUCGAUGGGGAGCAGCCAAAAGACAUCGACGCGGAUAGGCCGACUCGGCGGCUUCGCGUAGGCAGCCCCGGAUCCGGGCGAGCUUCAAGUUCGACUGAUCUCAGCACUCCCUCCGCGGCCGAUUCGCCUCACACACCUGGGGAAGCAACAAACAAACCGUCUGAAGGAAGUAAGUCGUCCGGGCCUGUGACUGCAAUUGAUGUUGCAAGCGAUGAAAGCAUGCUUCCUCCGACUGCUGACCGACCGGUUGUUGGGCUUGACGCGAGGGGCUUUGUCGGACGUGACCCUGGGUAUUGGGAUGCAGUGUGGUCCAGAGAAGUCGCUGAUGGCGUUGCGAUAGAGUCCGCGGGCGCGACGAGUUUGUUAGGUGCCAUGUCCCGUACCCCGAAUGGACUCCCCGCUUUCCCGUCAGUUACGCCUCCUACUCCCGAUCUGCCCCUUCGAUCAAACGCCCCCGCUUCGGCCCGCCCCUUUGAUUUUAGCGAACCGGGGAUGACGAGUUAUGUAAAUGCACAUGCCAAUCCGCACAGCAAUCCCAUGGGCAGCAACAACGCCUUGUUCCCGGGGCUGGGCACGAACGGGGGGAAUGGUAACGGCAACAGCAACGGCAACGCCCGCCCGUUCCAGUUUAUGGACGAUGGCGAGUCCCACUCGACCCCAGGCGAAGACUCGUCGACCACACCCGACGGACCGACAAUCACGCAUCUCUCACACGAACCACGUGCGCCAUUGCCCUACACGUACGUCACAUUCGGCGCCGGGGCAUCGCAAAAGGACGUCGACGCGUUUUGCGCCUCGCAUCCUCUCAAAACUGUCUCCCCCGGCUCGCUCGCCGAUGGCGCGCACGGCUCGACCAUCAUUGCUGACACGGCCCAGCCCGAUUUGUAUCAGCUCCCUGCGCCGGCCAUGAUCAGUUCCUUGUUUGGAUCCCAGAACACGGUUCCGUACUAUGUUCCCUUUGCGGCCCACCCUGUUGGGUCGACUGUAAUGUUACUCGGCGGAUUCGGGUUCCUGAGUCGGCUGAGGGGACUAAGUAUGGACUGUCUCGUUGAAGCCGAGGUCGUGCUCGCCGAUGGCCGGAUCGUGUGGGUCAGCUCUUCGGGAGUCAAAGACGAGGCCGGAAACGACAUUGAGCUCGAAGAAACCGAGGAUGCAGAGCUGGACGCCAACGCCAAGGAGUUUAUCCAGGACGAAAAGGAACGCGCAAAACGGAUGAAGGAGAAGAGCAAGGAACAGGAUUCCGAUCUGCCUGCUUCAGAGUCGAAAGACGAGCGGACCGAGCAGCCUAUUGACCCUCCCGAGCCGGACGAAGAGGAGGAAGUCAAGUGUCGGCGCGGACUGUGGUGGGCGCUGCGUGGAGCGGGGUCGGCGUUUGGGAUCGUGACGAGGUACAAGGCCAAGGCGUUCCCUGUCCCAAUCGUGUUUGCGGGGAAUCUGAUAUAUAAUUUUAAUAAAGCAACGGCUGCGUCGUUGAUCAUGCAUUUCCGAGACUGUAUCAAGUCGGCACCGAGGGAGCUGUAUGCGAAUUGCAUACUAACGGCUGGUCCGAAAAAUCAAGGCAAGGAUCUAUGGCGGUUUGUUCGUGGUCGCGCCCUGGUGGUGAUUCAAAUAUGCUAUGCUGGCCCGCGUGCAGAGGGGUUACCGUUCCUGCAAGCGAUCAGCAGCUGGGAAGGAGAAGGAUGUGUGCUGAACGAGGUUCAGGAAAAGGAGUUUGUCUGGCAGCAGGAUUCGGUAGCCAAGGUGCUUAAAGGUGGAUCUGGCCGGAAAUGGUUCAUUCGAAGCGACUUGAUUACCAGUCUGACGGACGAAAUCAUCUAUCGCACCGUUCGCAAAUUUGGAGACACACCGGAUGGAUGCACCUGGUUAUUUGAACUCUCUGGUGGCGCACUCACGGAUACCACCGACUCGUGCCUGCCCAAAGCCGCGCGCGAAGCGACGUUCACGAUUGUAGCACUGCACCAGUGGAAACUCGAGAUGGACGACCCGGCGUGCGUGUUGACCGCCGAAAAAUGGAUCAAGGAUACGUUGGCACUACAAAGCACAGGUGGUCCAUUCCCUUGCUUCCUCGAACGCCGCGAGAAACGAUCACGCAUCCUGGGCGUAUUCGGUCCCGAAAACUGGGCACGGCUCUGCGCGCUCAAAAAGAAAUACGAUCCCAAUGGGGUGUUCAAGCACAACUUUUGGCCGCUGGACGAGUCUGGGAAACCCCUGUUGGAUCCGCGCGAGAUGCGGCGCGCGGCGGAUAUGACGGGCGGGCAUUUUAUGGAUCUUACGCUUGACGAGCGCGGGGUUCCGCUUGGUGCAUGA
Rhizoctonia solani is the source of this 3015-nucleotide messenger RNA. RefSeq names its product FAD-binding domain protein. Gene Ontology annotation, molecular function: oxidoreductase activity; flavin adenine dinucleotide binding. The record is from RefSeq and is a predicted model, not a curated record. NCBI's taxonomy places the organism in Eukaryota, Fungi, Basidiomycota, Agaricomycetes, Cantharellales, Ceratobasidiaceae. The transcript is spliced from 7 exons. Bases 1 to 3015 code for a protein of 1004 amino acids.